UCUGCGAUCUUGCAAUGAGAGAAGGUGGAGAGCAGUGGAUGAAGGAGGAGGACCAAAGGAUCAUCUGCAAGUUAUCGGAUACGGAUCUCGUUCAGUGGCAUCAUGGAGACACACUGAGAUCAAUUCUUCAGCUGUGUACAACGGAUGGUAAAUGAGCGGAACCAUGGAUUGCAGAGCUAAUCGUCGGACAGAUGAUCCGCUUGCUACUCUCUUUGAAAGUCGGCCUGUCUUUGAAUCGGCUCUCUCUGCCGGAUGCAUCGAGAUGAUGACUGGAUGGAUGAAACGGUGCAAAGUCGAGCAUAAGUCUUGUCCACGACAGAUAGAACAACCACUCCCAACGCGAGUUAUUGACGUAGAGCCUAGCAAUGGGAAGGUACGCUUAUUUGUCUCCAAUGGCCGUUCAGGGCAAUGGGCAGCUCUUAGCCAUUGUUGGGGUGAAGUCCAACCCGUUAAAACCAUCAAAACAAAUUUUGACAUCCAUUGUCAGAAAGGACUCGAUUUGGCCAGCCUAACGCCCACCUUUCGGAAUGCCAUAAUCCUAACAAGACGUUUGGGAAUUCCAUAUAUUUGGAUUAAUUCUUUGUGCAUUAUUCAGAACAACUCGGCAGAUUAGGAGGCUAAGUCAGUGAAGAUGGAUCAUGUCUAUCAGAACGCUGUUAUUACCAUUGCCGCAGAAGCUGCCUCGAAUGGCUCUGAAGGGCUCUUCGAAAGUAUGUCCUUGAGAGAGCCAGCAAGUGUGAUCCCCCGAGCAUCGUUCCAUAGCAAUGCCAAAAGUUUGAGAGGGGCGAUUUACUU
Mollisia scopiformis is the source of this 795-nucleotide messenger RNA. Its product is annotated as HET-domain-containing protein. Bases 152 to 613 code for a protein of 153 amino acids. The transcript has a single exon. Lineage: Eukaryota; Fungi; Ascomycota; Leotiomycetes; Helotiales; Mollisiaceae. The record is from RefSeq and is a predicted model, not a curated record.